AUUAACAAAAUUGCAGCCCUGAUUUCAAAUCCCGCAAGCCGCCGCUUGCUCGGUUGCUUCUCGUCCCGGCGGCGGGCCACCGACCCUACCAAUACACCCAUGGCCGCCGCCGCCGACCACCAGCACGGCCACAUCGACAAGGAGAAGGAGAAGGAGCUCCUCUCAUCGGUGGUUGGCGACAUCCGCUGUUACUCCGGUUCCGACCCCCUCCGCCCAUGGCUCCGGGGGAUCCGGAGGCUGGAGGGGGCGCUACCUCCGGCGACGCUGCGGGAGAAGCUACCGAGGUUCCUCCAGAAGUGCGCCGAAGAGUUCCAGGACGAGCCCCGGUACCGCGACGACCCACGGUACCUCCGCGUCUGGAUCCAGAUGAUGGACUAUGUGAAGGACGCAAAGCCAUUGCUGAAGAAGUUGGAGACGAACAGAAUAGGCCUCAAGAGAGCUGCGUUUUAUAUGGCUUACGCGAUAUAUUAUGAGAAGCGUAGGAGGUUUCAGGACGCAGAGCAGAUGUACCGCGUGGGAAUCCAGAACCUUGCAGAGCCUAUCGAGGAGUUACACAAAUCACAUGAUCAGUUUAUCUAUCGCAUGGAGUUAUACCAGAAGAGGAAAGAUAAAGAAGGAAUGCCUAACAGAGUUAAACCACUUCCUAAAUGUGCAAACCAAGUUGAUGGUCAAAGCAGAAAUUAUACAGAACUUAAGUCCAAUCCAGUGCAAAAAUUGGGAAGUAGUUCAAAUUCUUCAUUGUGCCGUUAUCCUCCAUUAGGUCAUGCUAAAGAUGGUGUACCAUCCAGAGGCACCUCAGGAGAUAACAAGAAUUUGUCUCGUUGUAAUAGUGAUGAUACUGCAGUUGUACGAUUUGUUGGCUCUGCAUUGGUUGGAAAGUCAGAAACUGAAGAUGCUUGUCAUCAUGGCCUCGUUGAACCAACUAUAAACUUGAAGGAGGCUAUGGAUGACAUCAAUAGCAUGUUUCUAGAGCCAGUGGAACCCGAGACAAUGCUCAAGAAACGCUUGAAGCGUGAUCAACCAAAGUUUAAUCAGCAGGCAAGUGCACUUCAUAUCUUUGUUGAUGAAGAACAACUUAACAGUAGUGAUUCAAACACUCUCCAUGGCAAGAACACAAUGUCAGUCCAUCCAAAGUUCAGUCAACAAACAAGUGCAUUUGAAAUAUUUGUUGAUGAAGAUUGUCCUAAUGCUACCAACCAAAAUGUGGGCCAAAACAGGAAAAGUAACAAGGAAAACAAUCAACAAACAAGUGGGUUUGAAUUCUUUGUUGAUGAAAAUGAGCCUAAGGGCAAUGAUCAAAAUGUCAUGUGUCACAAGAACACUAGGUGUCCUCGACCAUUACAUGAUUCAGCAAGGCAGCAGGGCAUGGGUGACUUCCAAAAGCUAUUUGUGGGAGGGUUUGCAAUAUUGGCGGAUGAUGAAGAUGAACAAUGUGCGAACAACGAUGAUGGUGUUAGGAUAAAUUCCAGAAGUAUGCAUCCUCAUAAUAAGCUUACUAUGCUCCAUGCAGAACAAGCUGAUAAAGAAACAAGACAUGGCGAAGGUGAGAUUCCUUUAAAUUUUGGACUUCGAGAAGACACAAUCAUUCGUAGGUUUGUGGGAUCUGCUGUUGUUGAUGAGCCUAAAGUGGAAAAUGCAUGCCACCAUGGGUUAGUUGAUCCAACCAUCAAUUUGAAGGAGGCUAUGUCUGAUAUAAACAACAUGUUUGGAAAACCACUGAACUUCCAGGAUGGUAAAAAACCAAACAGGAAAACGAAUGCAGUAUCAGAGAGAAAAGCAGCUCCUGUUUCUGGUUUCUCCAUAUUAGCUGAUGAUGACAUUAGCAAGGACCCUGCUGCUAAAGACAAAUCAAGCAAUUCCUGUACAUUUGGAUCUGAGAGUGGUCUAUUUGAGCCCACUAUCACUACCCGCAACGUCAUGUCGGAGAUCAAUGAAAUGUUUGGAAUGUCACUUGACUUCUAAGGCACUUGCUUAGAGGGAAUUUAAUUAUUCAACAGGUGCAGAAGAUGCACAGAAAAUGUUACAAGAUCACCCCUCUGGUGAUCCAGGGUGCAGAAACCGGGAAUGUACCAUGCCUGUGGUGUUCUCGCUGAUGUCAUAAUUUUCCAGGAUAUUUUCCACAAAAUGAGCUUCCAAAUCUUUGUUUAGCACCAGGCCCUUGAGUUUUGUACCAUAUGAAUGCUGGUAUAAGUUAAAUUGUUCCCUCAGGAUUUGAGGUCACAGAACAUUUUGUUCUCCCCACUGUAUUUUGUUCAUUAGAUCCUUGGUUAGCAUUGGUGAUGCUGCCCAUUACAAUGACUUUCUCUUUGUUGGAAGGCACUGCCAGUCCAUUAUCAAACUCUGUCCCCGCUUUGCUUGUGUUUUUGCUGCUUGUACUGAAGGAAUUUUACAGAAUAAAAAAUACAGUUCCAAACA
This is a messenger RNA of Triticum aestivum (bread wheat), 2415 nucleotides long. Its product is annotated as probable inactive serine/threonine-protein kinase bub1. Gene Ontology annotation, biological process: meiotic sister chromatid cohesion, centromeric; mitotic spindle assembly checkpoint signaling. Gene Ontology annotation, molecular function: protein kinase activity. NCBI's taxonomy places the organism in Eukaryota, Viridiplantae, Streptophyta, Magnoliopsida, Poales, Poaceae. The record is from RefSeq and is a predicted model, not a curated record. The coding region runs from base 100 to 1962 and encodes 620 amino acids. The transcript has 7 exons.